UAUUUUUUGUACACACAACACACUAGUUGUUUAUUUUGUUAUUUUUUUCUGCAUUUAUUAAUUUAAAUACAGAGCACAACAUGGGCUCCCGAACCAUUCCCCAGGUUGACAUGCUGGGUGUGUCAAAGAGUUUACGUAUACAGCGCAAGCCGAUCUUGAAAUUCGUGCCGCCCAUUGGCCUUUCGUGCGUCAACUACAGGGUUAUGGAGGAACUUGAUUAUUUCUACUUGGCUUGCCAACAAUACAGGGAUUACUAUCGUGAUCCGUUUAAUAAGAUGCAGCGGCCGAGUCUAUUUGCCCAAUAUCACGGAAUUUGUGGCAUCAAGCCAGAUCGCAAUUAUGAGGCUUUAAUUGGACCCGGCUAUUGGGUUAAAGAACGCCAGCCGGUGGUGUAUCCGGAGAAAUGUAGUCAACGCAUGAAUCUGGACGGAAGCAUAAGCAUAGAUGCCCACUUCUCAAGGAAUUCGUCCACGGUGUUCAAACGUUAACUGCACCAUUAUCAUUAUUUUGUUACUCUAAAUAUUUUCGAUGCUAAAUUUUUUGGGCACUUUCAGUAUAUAAUAGUAAAAAUCAAGCUUUUGGCCAUUA
Drosophila virilis is the source of this 588-nucleotide messenger RNA. RefSeq lists its product as uncharacterized. The record is from RefSeq and is a predicted model, not a curated record. NCBI's taxonomy places the organism in Eukaryota, Metazoa, Arthropoda, Insecta, Diptera, Drosophilidae.